AGCUACUUCUCAGUAGGUGUAACUGAGGGCCUGGCUGGCAGAUGUUAAAAGAAAAUGAAACUGACAUCGGUCUGUUAAACAAAAGGGAAGGCUGUUGCUCUUCACUGUGAUACAGGAGUGAACUUGUUCUAUCUGCAGUUCCACUCAACAAAAUGGGACAAUAUUUUGUGAAGUUCUUCAGAGGAAAUCAAAUAGAUACCAGAGAGGAACAACUGCGAGAGUACAUCUUAGAGACCCUCAGCUACAUCAAAACAGUGAAGGACUUCUGUGACACAGAAAAACAAUGGACCCUUUUCAGAGAGACAGAGCUGGAGAUGAUGAGAGACAUCAAAAGCCGUGCAGAAAAAUUCUUAGGCCGUUUCAGAAAAGAGAAGCUGGAGAAGGAGCUGGGUGAAGUUCUGAAGAACACUCUGGAGGGGCUGAAGAAACUUCAUCGCUUCCUGGACGCAGUAGAGAGGCUAGCAGUCACCUCACUGUUCGUGUUCAUGGACAAGAGCUUCCUGUUGGAGGGAGUGAACACUGGUGUACGAUCGGUGAUCUCAGCAGCCAGAACUGCGUCUCCGCUCCUCAUCCACUUCAAGAGAGAUGAUCGAGCUUUCUUCUUGCCUAGGCUGGGAAAUGUGGACGUCCUGGUCCAGCUGGACAAAUACAUCCGCAUCACACAAGAGCUGUUCGAAAGAAUGAAAAUGGACGAGUCAUUCAGGAUGUCAUUCUUAUUUAAUGAAAAAGCUCAGGAAUUCGUUGAUAUAUACACUGGAUGCCGAUCUGAAAUGUUCCAGUUCCUGUCAGAUCUAGAGGGGACUGCAGUCAAGUUGGAUAAAAUGAAGACGGGGUCCAGCAUCUCCACUGUGGCGGGCAGUUCAGUGGGUGCUAUAGGAGGUAUCCUGUCCAUCGUAGGCCUGGCUCUCGCCCCCGUCACUGCAGGAGUAUCCCUGGCCCUCACACUCACUGGGGUUGGGAUGGGGGUCACCAGUGGGGUCAACAGUUUAGUCACAGGCAUCACUGAAAUGGCAGUCAAUAGACAUCAUGGGAAAAAGGCCAACAACAUCUUUCAGAGAUUCAUGGAGGAUGUGCAGAAAAUCAUAGAUUGUCUAGAACAGGUAGGUAGUCAGUGUCCUUUACCAAACCUGGAUGAGAGUGGUGUGGCACUUGGAGCUGUAAAAGUGACAGCCAGGGCUGGAACAGUAGGCAAAGGUAUUGAUGCCCUCGUUGAUGGAGCUUCAGCUGUGAAAGCUCUCAGAAGUGCAGCCAAUGUGGGCCUUCAGGAAGCUAAAGCAUCUCGGAACAUCCCCAGCCUUGCUGCAGACCUGCCUGACAUCGGGCAGCUGGCUAAGGGCACUCCUCUGGCAAUGACAAAAGCAGCCAGGGCCGGGUUUAUCACUCUAAACGCCCUCUUCAUUGGUCUAGAUCUGGCAUUUAUCUGUAAAGAAAGCGUGAGUCUGGCUAAAGGGAAAAAAAGUGAAGCGUCUCAGCUCAUCCGCUCCAGAUCAGCUCUGUGGCUCUCAGAGUUAGAGGCGUGGGAUAAGAUCCAUGACCAUCUGUGUGAAAGGGAAAGAGACGUUCCAGGACAACUUUGA
Colossoma macropomum (tambaqui) is the source of this 1577-nucleotide messenger RNA. Its product is annotated as apolipoprotein L3-like. Gene Ontology annotation, molecular function: lipid binding. Gene Ontology annotation, biological process: lipoprotein metabolic process; lipid transport. Gene Ontology annotation, cellular component: membrane; extracellular region. Lineage: Eukaryota; Metazoa; Chordata; Actinopteri; Characiformes; Serrasalmidae. The record is from RefSeq and is a predicted model, not a curated record.